Doryrhamphus excisus (bluestripe pipefish) is the source of this 1042-nucleotide messenger RNA. It is a transcript of the gene hmgn1a, whose product is annotated as high mobility group nucleosome binding domain 1a. Lineage: Eukaryota; Metazoa; Chordata; Actinopteri; Syngnathiformes; Syngnathidae. The record is from RefSeq and is a predicted model, not a curated record.
UAUUGCUCCGACGUUUAUUUGAAGUUGCAGGCAGAGUGUUUUGGAGGUAAAUGCCUGAAAGGUGUGGCGUGUGCUGACUUAAAUUUAAGUGUCAAAGGCUCUCUACCAGCUAACAACAAUGGGGAAAAAGAAGGUUACAACAGAAGCUGCUGCAGAUGAAACCCCAGUGCUGAGGAAGUCUCGACGGUUGUCGGAUAAAGAGUCGCAACAGCCAAAACCAGAACCAACAAAGAAGGUGGUUAAGACCAAAAAGGUGAGGGGGCCGGCAAAGGACAAAUCAGAGGAGACAAAAGAGGAACCUCAGGAUGAAAAAAAAGAUGCCCCUGCUGAAGACGGAGAGGCCCAAGCUGAAGAGGCCAGUGCCGAAAAUGGAAAGGAGGAGAAAGAUGAAGAGGAGAAAGCAGCCGAGUAGUGCAGCCUCCAUUCUUCUUGAAUGCCAAGUGCACAUCAUAUUUUCAACUGCUAUUUUCUGAAGCGUUUUUAGGGACACAAAUGCAGAAAUGCAUUUUAAUUCUGUCUUCAAAUGCCAUUUAAUUUCAUGGCUGCCAUGAAGGGAAUACGCUGGCCUUUGUGUUGGGCUUUAUUCCACCCAUUGUGUUCCUCCCUUGCAGACUUCUGUUGCUUUUAGGCUGUGGUUUUCAAUCCUCAUCAGAAACCUGAUGUAAAACUCUGAAUUAGCUUGGAACUUCAAGGGAUUUUUUUUUAUAAACUCUACAGUUUUUAAAAUCAUACCCCCUUACUAUCGCUAUGCUUGUUAAACCGAAUCAUUCAAAGAUGAGUAUUGUGUUUCCUCUUGAUUUAAUACUAGAAUUUCUUUACUAUGACUGCUGUUUAAACUUUUGAAAAUAUAAUGGUGCAGUCUUUUUGCAUCUGGUGAUGGUACAUUUAUCAUUCUCAAACCCAAAAUGGCCACUGUGGUGGACAAUAAUCAUGUACUACACAUUUGUGGAUAUACACUUUGGGACAUCCCCCCCCCCCCCCCUCAUUGUUAUUCCUUGUUUUGUUUUUCACGGUUAAUAAAGACAUUCUUUUACAUUAAUAA